This is a messenger RNA of Hordeum vulgare subsp. vulgare (domesticated barley), 648 nucleotides long. Its product is annotated as probable non-specific lipid-transfer protein 2. Lineage: Eukaryota; Viridiplantae; Streptophyta; Magnoliopsida; Poales; Poaceae. The record is from RefSeq and is a predicted model, not a curated record. Gene Ontology annotation, biological process: lipid transport. The coding region runs from base 77 to 361 and encodes 94 amino acids. The transcript has a single exon.
UAUUACCAUCUCGCUCGCUUGCCGGUCUCUGCUCCAGCAUUUCAAUCGCCAACACCGGCAAGGAAAGCAAGUCACCAUGGGCAACAACAAGGCCGCGGCCUGCGUGCUGCUGCUCGUCCUGUGCGGCCUGCUCGCCGCGGACACGGCGGCGGCGGCGGGGUGCGACGCGGGCGGGCUGAGCCCGUGCGUGGGCGCCAUCAUGCUGGGCGGGGCGGUGACUCCAGGGUGCUGCGCCCGGCUGCGCGCCCAGCGGGCGUGCCUGUGCCAGUACGCGCGCGACCCGGCGUACCGCGGCUACGUCAACAGCCCCAGGGCGCAGAGCGUCGUCGCCGCGUGCGGCCUCCCAAGGCCCAAGUGCUGAUUAUCCGUCCCGUGAGGCCGGUGUUGUGCGCGAUGCCAGACACCGGUGGACGGCGGUCUAUAUACGUAAUGUAACGUGUGGUUAAUCAUACGGUCCACGACACCAUCGAGCUGGUACGUACGUACGUGUCCGUGCGUGCGUGUACGGCUGAAUGGUGGACGUCUAAAUAAACGUGGUUUGCUCUAAGCUGCGCACGCAUAUAUACGUGCGCGUGAGUCAGCUGGUUGUGUACGUACGUUCUCGUGUGUUUGCUACCACCUAUGAAUAAAGUUUCUCCUCACUCCUCA